This is a messenger RNA of Trichomonas vaginalis G3, 369 nucleotides long. Its product is annotated as profilin (actin-binding protein) family. Gene Ontology annotation, cellular component: cell cortex. Lineage: Eukaryota; Parabasalia; Trichomonadida; Trichomonadidae. Gene Ontology annotation, molecular function: actin monomer binding. The record is from RefSeq and is a predicted model, not a curated record. The transcript has a single exon. The coding region runs from base 1 to 369 and encodes 122 amino acids.
AUGUCGUGGAACGAUCAGCUUGUUACACUUAAGACACAGUCCUCUGGCUGCGCUAUCAUCACACAGCAGGGUUCUCUUUGCGCUUCCGAGGGUGCUUGGAAGGCUAAGCAAGAUGAAAUCAUGAAGUACAUCACAUACUUCCAGGAACCAUCCCCAGCUCUUGCUGGUUUCUUCUAUGGUGGCGAGAAGUACGUCUGCAACCAGGCUAACACUGAAAUGGUCUUCGCUAUGAAGGGCAAGCAGGCUGUCGUCCUCCAGAAGACAAAGACACUCAUCGUUGCUGGCUACACAGAUGGUGCCUUCGUUCCAGCAGCUCUUUCUGCUAAUGUUGCUAAGGUCGCCCAGUACCUCUCCUCAUCCAACCUUUAA